Molecule: messenger RNA, 4042 nt
Organism: Microtus ochrogaster (prairie vole)
Lineage: Eukaryota; Metazoa; Chordata; Mammalia; Rodentia; Cricetidae
Gene: Nrxn1
Product: neurexin 1
Exons: 6
Coding region: 1-1020 (339 amino acids)
Source: RefSeq, a predicted model, not a curated record
AUGCUGCAGCUUCAUGUCAAGUUUCAUUAUCUUCUAGAUAAAGGCAAAUGGCACCAAGGAAAAAUUGGAGUUAAGUUUAAUGUUGGGACAGAUGACAUCGCCAUAGAAGAAUCCAAUGCAAUCAUUAAUGAUGGAAAAUACCAUGUAGUGCGUUUCACGAGGAGUGGAGGCAAUGCCACUUUACAGGUGGACAGCUGGCCAGUCAUCGAGCGCUACCCUGCAGGAAACAAUGAUAACGAGCGCCUGGCGAUUGCUAGACAGCGAAUUCCAUAUCGACUUGGUCGAGUAGUUGAUGAAUGGCUACUCGACAAAGGGCGUCAGCUCACAAUCUUCAAUAGCCAAGCAACCAUAAUAAUUGGCGGGAAAGAGCAGGGCCAGCCCUUCCAGGGCCAGCUCUCUGGGCUUUACUACAAUGGCUUGAAAGUUCUGAAUAUGGCAGCAGAGAAUGAUGCCAACAUCGCCAUAGUGGGGAAUGUGAGGCUGGUUGGUGAAGUGCCUUCCUCUAUGACAACUGAGUCAACAGCUACGGCCAUGCAGUCAGAGAUGUCCACCUCAAUCAUGGAGACCACCACAACCCUGGCUACCAGCACGGCAAGAAGAGGAAAGCCCCCUACAAAAGAGCCUGUCAGCCAGACCUCAGAUGAUAUCCUUGUGGCCUCAGCAGAGUGUCCCAGUGAUGAUGAGGAUAUUGACCCCUGUGAGCCGAGCUCAGCCAAUCCCACCCGAGUGGGUGGUCGCGAACCAUACCCAGGCUCCGCAGAGGUGAUCCGGGAGUCCAGCAGUACCACUGGCAUGGUGGUGGGGAUCGUCGCCGCUGCCGCCCUGUGCAUCCUCAUCCUCCUCUACGCCAUGUACAAGUACAGAAACCGGGAUGAAGGGUCAUACCACGUGGAUGAGAGUCGAAACUACAUCAGUAACUCAGCACAGUCCAAUGGGGCUGUGGUCAAGGAGAAACAGCCCAGCAGCGCCAAAAGCGCCAAUAAAAACAAGAAAAACAAGGAUAAAGAGUAUUAUGUCUGAUCCCAAGAUUCGAAAAAGACACUUGUAUAGAAAUAGUCUUCAUUUUAUCUGAGACAUAAUAUAAACUUAUUUACUUUCCUUUUUACGAAGCACAUACAAAAGAAGACAGGGAAUGCAAUCAGGAGGGAAAACUCUUUUUAAAAAAAAAAAAGAACAAGCAAACAAGUAUCUCAUGCUCUUGUUUCUCAAAAAAUAAAAACAAAAAAAAAUGAGAGAGAGAAGAAAGGAAGGAAAAAAUUCUAAAACAAACAACAAAAACACAGGGGCCAAUAAAUUCCCUAACAUCCUCAGUGUUUUCAUUUACUCUGCCUGUCUUUAUGUUGCUGGAACAUUCUAAAAGACGGUGAGGACCGCACGCAUUCAUAUAGCAAAGGAGUAUUACAUCGAGGCACAACACAAAACCAACACAAAACACACAUACACAAAGAAGCUACCUAUGAUCCUGGAUUCAGCCAAAGUGCUAGCGCUUUCCUGAGAAGUCAGUGGGUCGGAGUGCCAGAGGAGAACGUCCGUUUGUGGGACCAUCUGCAGAUCAUGAGGAGCUGGCCGUCUGGUGCGAUGGAGCAGGGGUUGGAACCUGCACUCGAGACAAAGUGCUGGCUUUUUUGAAGACUUGUGUAGGAAGGCAUUCAAAAAGCCCCUUCUGUUUGUGAGAGAAUAUAAAAUAAAAGUAUGGAGGCCUUAUUUUAAAAAAAAUGGGAAAUAUAAGGCACGUUUUCACACUAAACAAAAUGAGAGGGCAUAGAUGCAAUCAUUGGGAAUUUUCAUGCACGCUUACUAUGUUAUUACAUAUGUUUAUAUAAAACCCAUCUCUGUGUGCUUUCUGGACUGUGAUAAGUGACGUUUUAUAGCCUGUUGUAUAGAAAAUGCAAACAAUAUCUCUGCUCUUCAGCCAUUUUUGGUAAAUUCAAUGUUAUAAGUGUUGCUAAGUAUAGGCAGUUUUAAUGACAUCAGAGCAACAAUUAUUUCAGACCAAUUUUUUUGCCACCAUUAUAAAUUGCCACAAUUACUUACUUUUUUAAACAAAAAUUACAGUGUAGUGUUUAUUCUAAGAAAGAUAUGUAUGAAUGUAUAUAAAGAGACUCAACUACUUCUUUUCUUACAUGUAUAGCCUUCAUUCUGUUGCAUUAUUAAGUUUUAGUAUUUGUAUGAAAGGUGUGAAUUAGAAGGUAAAAUAUAUACCUACGUAUCAUAUAAUCCUUUCUCUCCCCCAAAUACUCAUAUUUCUAUAUAUGUUCAACAUACACAGACACACAGACAGACACAUACAUCCAUGCAGCCAUCAGAUAUGAUGGAACAACAGAACACACAAAUACUGACAAACUGAGAAGUACAGAAGAAGACAGUUGUGCCAAGGUAUUAUGACAAAUGAGUGAUUUGCUUCACUGAGAUCCUGACUCUAGGAAACCUCAAGUUUUCAGACCAUAGUAAAAUGGAACCCUGUUUUAGAUAAUAGACUAUCACCACACACUGCUGCAUAAAUAUGCAUCACUCUACAGGCAGGUUACGGAAGCAACGUCGGUGAAUUCUGGCUGCUGCAAUGGAAAACUUUGUUUCCCAUAAAAUUUGGUAUAGUCUCUGAACGUGAUGGCGCGUGAUCAAGCUUUAUGGAAAGUAAGCAUUUUCUCAACUAAAAAAGUAUUCUCAAUUUUUGAUUCUGUAUUACUACCCAUUAAAAUCAUUCUAUAUCUGUUGAUUACUGACUAAAUUUUAACUUUUAUGGUUUUACAUCUUUACCAUUAAUAUAGUUUUAGUUUAACAUACAUUGUGUAGUAGUAAAGUAUAGGUCAUACACUUGUUUUGCAUAUUCUUUCAAUGAUGUUCAUAGCAAUAAAUUAUCAAUGUGAGAGAAUAAUUCCAAGGCUGCAGGAUGAUGCUUCUGCAAAAAUUGGUUACAUGACAUAAACAUCUCCUAAAAGAAUGAUACUACGUUUCAUAAAUAAGAAGGAUACCAUUAUAAUCAGCUUUAAGCAGCAAGGCAAAAAAAUGCAAAACACUUUUUGUGAUACUUAGUUAAUGAAAAAUAUGCCAAGAAGUGGCCUGGAUUUCAGACAUAACAGUACCUUAAAAAUAUGUAUAUAUCAUAGCAAAUUACAAGGAACUACAGCUGCCAACUAAUUGUGUGAAGAAGUCUUGAAGGCUUUCCAUCACGUGGAAAACAGAUGGCAUAAAAAAAAAUUUAUCAUCCAUUACUUCUGUUCAUGUCUUCAUAUACUUUUAAUUUGCCAGGUUAAAAGAACUCGCAAGUCUUUUCCCCUAACCCUCUCAUCCAGUCUUACUCAGGGAAAGCCAGAGAAAUAAAAAGGAACAUAAAAUCACUAAUUUACAGCUUAAAGUAUAUAUAUAAUAUUGCUUUUCCAUUGUAUCUAUUUAACUCAAACAAGUUUCAUUUGAAAAGAUCCUAAAAGAUGAUGGAAAAAUAAAUUGAAUUGCAGUGUUUUCAAACCAUCUGUCUGGGAGGCUUGCUGUUCGUCAUUGAUUUCAGCGUUUCCUCCCAUCAUAAAUGUUAAAAUUUCACACGUUGAUAGAAACUAUAUUUAAUUUUAUUGACUUACACAAAAUCCAGCAGGUUUUCCCCCCAUGAAUGGAGAAGGACAGGAUAGGAUCAUGAGUCUUCUAAGGAAACAGACUUGAAUAAAAUCCAAGUAUCUUUCUAUUAAACAUAUCAGGGUCCGCGUGUCAUUGGUAACUCACAGAGGAUUCCGCACUACCUGGCAUAAACUGAUUACAUCUCUCGAUUGUAAUUUUUCUGAUUGAGUAUGCUUCUUUUUUAUCCAUGUAAUGUGUUGCCUUUAAAAAAAAAAAAACAAAAAACGAUGACUACACUAAUGUUUGAGGUGGUACGUCCCUAAGAUGUCAAGGAAAGGCCACUUUAAUCAUGCCCUUCUACUUCUUUGAGUGACUGGGUAUCUGAGGGAUUUGUUUUGUUUUGUUUUUCUGUUGCAAGGCCAAUUUAUCCAUUAUUGGAAAUGCUAAGCAAGUGGAAUUUACUGUUUUGUUAAUAAACUAUUUCUUAAUACAA